GGCCAGCCAACAUCAUGGCCGAAGUCCCUGAAGACUACGAUUCCGAGCCGGAUGCAGGUGAAGACCUGGAGUUUGAGGGACCAGAACUGCCCGGGUCUUUCAAAAUGGCUGAGGAUGCCGAAGCAGACGGCGCGGCAGAGGCAGGCCCGAAGCUGCCUGAAGAACGUGACCAGGAGCCACAGCCAGGGACGGAGGAAGAGAACUUUCAAGAGGAGGCGCUAAAGAGUGCUAAGAGUGUGCGCUCACAACCAAGACCACCCGGGACCCCGGAGGAAGAGAUUCCCAAGGAAUCGGAGAUAGUCCUUUCUAGUGAGAUUGAGCCAGGGCUUCCCCAAGAGGUAAAGUCGGAGACAUCCAGAGAGAUGGGAGAAGAGCUUUUCAAGGAUUUGGAGGUCCCUAUGGAUGAAAAGCGUGAGGAGCCAGACCUAGAGCCACCGGAGGGUGCUAAAGCAGAUCUUACAGAGGAUGUACUCAUAGGGUCAGCUAAGGAAAUAGAUCUACAGCCACCAAAGGAAACCGAGUCUGGGGUUCCAGGGGCCACAAUCAGUGAGACAAGAUUAGAGUUACUAGAGGAGACCAAACCGGAAGUUCUGGAGGAAUCAUUUAUAAAGCGAUACGAAAAAGUAGUUCUAGAGCCUCUAGAGCAGAGCAAACCUGAACUUACAAGUGAGAAACCGAGAAAAUCAAUUGAAGAGGCAGAUCUCCAGCCACCAAAGAUGACCACACUAGGGAUUCCAGAGGAAACACAAAGAAAGUCACCUGAGGAGAAAAGGACAGAGCCAUUGGAGGAGCCCAAACCAGAGUUUCCAGAAGAGAAACCAAGAAAGUCGACUGAGGAUGCAGAUCUAGCACCUCCAGAAGAGACUAAAGCAGAGAUUCCAGAGGAGACACGAAGAAAAUCAACCAAGGAGAAAGGGGCAGAGCCAUCUGAGCAGACUAAACCAGAAUUUCCAGACCGGAAACCAAGUAAGUCUACUGAGGAAACACGAAGAAAGUCAACUGAGAAGAAAGUUCCAGAGCCACUGGAAGAGACAAAAUCAGAGUUUUCCGAGGAGAAAACAAGAAAACCAACAGAGGAAACAGGUUUAGAACCAUCAGGAAAGACCAAGGCAGACAUUCAAGAGGAGACACAAAUAAAGUUUAAUAUGGAGAAAGUUCUAGAGCCCCCACAAGACACUAAACCAGCAGAUCAAAAAGAUAAGCAGAGAAAAUCAACUGAGGAGACGCAACUAGCACCACCACAGAAGUCCAAAUCAGACAAGACACUGAGAGAGUCAACUGAGGAGAAAGGUCUAGAGCCACCAGAAGGGACUAAACCAGAGUUUCCAAGGAAAAAAACGAAAAGAUCAACGGAGGAAACAGGUCACGUGCUACCACAGAAGACCAAACCAGAGGUUCAAGAGAAGACACAAACAGAGACAACUAAGGAGAAAGAUCUAGAGUUACCAGAUACAGCCAAACCACUACUUAGAAGAGAGACAUAUGUAGAAUUUUCCAAGGAAGAUGGGCCAGAACCAAUCAAAUGGAAGCAUUCUGUAGACAAGGGCGAGCUAGAGCACUCUGACCAUCAAAGAAGAAAGUUGUCCGUAAAAGAAACUAAAAACAUUGCUAAAGACUCUGUGAUAGAGUCUCUUGCAGUAAGUGAAGUAGACUCUGUGAGUACAGAUUAUGAGUUUCCUCAAGAACCCCAGAAACUGUUUGAACUUACAGACAAUGACAUAUAUUCAGAUCCCUCAGAAUCUCAGAGGGAUUUGAGAGAGUCCUUCUGUGAAAAGAAAGUUGUAGAUUUGUCACCAGAGUUGAAGAAACUGGGACGCAAAGAAACCAAGCCAAAAGGAAGUAUUGAGCUACAAUUUGAGUGUCUUGAAUGGAGCCCGGAGAAAGUUGCAGAGUGGAUUAGCCAGCUAGGCUUCCCUCAAUACAAGGAGUGUUUUACCACAAACUUCAUCAGUGGCCGAAAACUCAUCUAUGUGAACUGUUCAAACCUCCCUCAGAUGGGGAUAACAGAUUUUGAGGACAUGAAGGUAAUUUCUCAGCAAACUCGGGAGCUGCUGGGAAUUGAAGAGCCAUUAUUCAGACGCACCAUCGCCCUUCCCUAUAGGGACAAUAUUGGCUUAUUUUUAGAGCAAAAAGGUCAUUCUGGGGUAAAAUCUGAUUCCUUGACCUUCUCUGAAUUUGUGAAAGAAGCCAGAUUAGAGGAUUAUGCUCCACAAAUAACUGCCCCUGAAGAGAAGGAAGCAUUAUAUUACUUUGAACCAUAGGGAAAA
This is a messenger RNA of Equus quagga, 2267 nucleotides long. RefSeq names its product sterile alpha motif domain containing 15 (gene SAMD15). Bases 15 to 2261 code for a protein of 748 amino acids. The transcript is spliced from 3 exons. The record is from RefSeq and is a predicted model, not a curated record. Gene Ontology annotation, molecular function: protein binding. NCBI's taxonomy places the organism in Eukaryota, Metazoa, Chordata, Mammalia, Perissodactyla, Equidae.